AUGGGGCAGCAGCCUGGAAAAGUUCUUGGGGACCAGAGAAGGCCAAGUCUGCCUGCCCUGCAUUUUAUCAAAGGAGCAGGGAAGAAAGAAUCAUCUAGGCAUGGAGGCCCACACUGCAAUGUCUUCGUGGAACAUGAAGCCCUUCAGAGGCCAGUAGUAUCAGAUUUUGAACCCCAGGGUCUGAGUGAAGCGGCCCGUUGGAACUCCAAGGAAAAUCUCCUGUCUGGUCCUGGUGAAAAUGACCCCAAUCUUUUUGUUGCACUGUAUGAUUUUGUGGCGAGUGGAGACAACACUCUCAGCAUAACUAAAGGUGAAAAGCUCCGUGUCUUGGGCUACAAUCAUAACGGGGAAUGGUGUGAGGCCCAAACGAAGAAUGGGCAGGGCUGGGUGCCAAGUAACUACAUCACCCCAGUGAAUAGUUUGGAGAAACAUUCCUGGUACCAUGGACCAGUGUCACGCAAUGCCGCUGAGUACCUCCUGAGCAGCGGAAUCAAUGGCAGCUUUCUGGUGCGCGAGAGCGAGAGCAGCCCAGGACAAAGGUCUAUAUCACUAAGAUAUGAGGGAAGGGUGUACCACUACAGGAUAAACACUGCUUCUGAUGGAAAGCUGUAUGUCUCCUCAGAGAGCCGCUUCAACACUUUGGCAGAGUUGGUCCAUCACCAUUCAACUGUAGCAGACGGGCUCAUCACCACUCUACACUACCCAGCACCCAAACGCAACAAGCCCACUAUCUAUGGAGUGUCGCCAAACUAUGACAAGUGGGAGAUUGAGCGAACUGACAUCACCAUGAAGCACAAACUUGGAGGUGGCCAGUAUGGAGAAGUUUAUGAAGGAGUCUGGAAGAAAUAUAACCUUACAGUGGCUGUGAAAACAUUAAAGGAGGACACCAUGGAGGUAGAGGAGUUCUUAAAAGAAGCUGCAGUAAUGAAAGAGAUCAAGCAUCCUAACUUAGUGCAAUUAUUAGGCGUGUGUACACGGGAACCUCCAUUCUACAUCAUCACAGAGUUCAUGACUUAUGGGAAUCUGUUGGAUUAUCUGCGUGAGUGUAACCGGCAAGAGGUAAAUGCUGUGGUGCUGUUGUACAUGGCAACUCAGAUCUCCUCAGCCAUGGAAUACCUGGAGAAGAAGAACUUCAUUCACAGGGAUCUUGCAGCCAGAAACUGCCUUGUAGGGGAGAACCACUUAGUGAAGGUGGCAGAUUUUGGUCUGAGUAGGCUGAUGACGGGUGAUACAUAUACUGCUCAUGCUGGAGCCAAGUUCCCAAUCAAGUGGACUGCACCAGAAAGUCUGGCUUACAACAAAUUCUCCAUUAAGUCUGAUGUCUGGGCCUUUGGUGUCCUGCUAUGGGAAAUCGCAACGUACGGCAUGUCCCCUUACCCUGGAAUUGACCUGUCUCAGGUGUAUGAACUGUUGGAGAAAGACUAUCGCAUGGAGCGACCUGAAGGUUGUCCUGAGAAAGUCUAUGAGCUCAUGAGAGCAUGCUGGCAGUGGAGCCCUUCCGAUAGGCCCUCGUUUGCUGAAAUCCACCAAGCAUUUGAAACGAUGUUUCAAGAAUCCAGCAUAUCAGACGAGGUGGAGAAGGAGUUGGGGAAAAAGGGAAUGAGAAGCGUAAUGGGUGCCGUCCUCCAGGCUCCAGAACUGCCGACCAAAACCAGAUCGUUCAGGAGAGCUGCUGAAAGCAAAGAUGCCAGUGAGAGUGUGGAGAUGGGGCACCCCAAAGGACAGGCGGAAAGUGACCCUCCGGAGCACGAACCUGCUGUUUCUCCCUUGCUCCCGCGGAAGGAAAGAAUUGCCCUGGAGAGCAGUUUAAACGAAGAUGAGCGGUUGCUUCCAAAAGACAAAAAGACCAACCUCUUCAGUGCCCUUAUCAAGAAGAAGAAGAAGACGGCCCCUGCCCCUCCGAAACGGAGCAGCUCCUUCCGGGAGAUGGACGGCCCCUCGGACCGCAAGGGUGGGGGCGAGGAUGAAAGCAGGGAUGCCAGCAAUGGAGCCUUCAUCGCACCCACUGCAGACGCCAUCGAGGCCUCCAAGUGCCAAGGCCCGAGCAAUGGGGCUGGUGUCACUAACGGAGCUAUCGCUGGGAACUCGGUCUUUUUGUCCCCCCACCUGUGGAAGAAAACCAGCAGCAUGACGGGCAGCCGGCCGGCAACGGGGGAAGAGGAGUGUAGUUCUAAUGCCAGCAAGCGCUUCCUGAGGUCCUGCUCAGCAUCCUGCAUGCCCCAUGGAGCCAAGGACACGGAGUGGAGAUCCGUGACGCUGCCCAGGGAUUUGCAGUCCACGGGGCGGCAGUUUGAUUCCUCCACCUUUGGCGGGCACAGGAGCGAAAAGCCAGCCCUGCCACGGAAGCGGGCGAAUGAAAACAAGGCGGAUCUUGCCGUCAGGGGGACGGUGACGCCCCCUCCACGGCUGCUGAAGAAAAACGAAGAGGCAACUGACGAUGUGUUCAAAGACCCAGAAUCCAGCCCUGGCUCCAGCCCGCCCUCUCUGACACCAAAACUUGUCCGCAGGCAACCUGUGAGCACUCCUUCCUCCAGCCAGGCCCACAAGGACGAUGGCAGCAAAGCCAGUGCCUUAGGUUCCACUGUGCAGCCAGAGCAAGGUCCUGCUGUCAGACCCAGCCCUGCUGGGGUUGUGGGUGUGAGCAAGGCUUCCACCGAGGAGCCAAGGCUCAGGCGGCUCAAGCAGACUUCCGAGUCAUCGGGGAAGGACAAGGGGAAGGUGUCAAAACUGAAACCGGCCCCUCCACCUCCCCUCUCCUCAGCUUCCAUUGGGAAGCCUGGAAAACCAUCCCACAACCCCACCCAUGAUGCAGCAGCAGAGGCAGGGGCUGGUACUAAAUCUAAACUGUUGACUCAGGUUGCAGACCCCACUAGCAGUGAUGCCGCCAAGGCAAACCAGCUAGGGGAAGGGGCAAAAAAGCCUGUGAUCCCCUCCGUACCAAAGCCACAGUCCUCCACGAAGCUGCUGCUGACCACUGCCGCCCCAGCCCCCUCUUCUGCACCUGCACCAUCUGCCCCAAGCGGGGACCAGCUGACCUCCACAGCCUUCAUCCCCCUCAUCACCACCAGAGUCUCCUUGCGCAAAACCCGCCAGCCUCCAGAGAGGAUAGCCAGUGGCACCAUCACCAAGGGUGUGGUACUAGAAAGCACCGAGGCCCUGCGCAUCGCCAUCAGCAAGAACUCUGAACAAAUGGCAAGCCACAGCGCCGUUCUGGAGGCCGGCAAAAACCUCUACACGUUCUGCGUGAGCUACGUGGACUCCAUCCAGCAGAUGCGGAACAAAUUUGCCUUCCGCGAGGCCAUCAACAAGCUGGAAAACAACCUUCGGGAGCUCCAGAUCUGUCCAGCCACUGCUAGCAGCGGCCCUGCGGCCACGCAGGACUUUAGCAAACUUCUCAGCUCAGUGAAAGAAAUCAGCGAUAUUGUUCAGAGGUAGCAGGAGCCAAGAAAUGCUUCUCUCUCUCUCUCUCUCUCUCUCUCUCUCUCUCUCUUCUAUAACGGACCAAAGCCAACUGCAAAGAGGACAGCUGAAGCGCAAUGGCAAACUGACAGAGAACCCAGGGGCCUUCAGUACACGGAUGUGCAAAAGGCCCAGCCCUACUGCCUCAAGUCGGGUGUUCCCCAAGGUGCACUUUUCUGCCGUUCACCGACGUGCCCUGCAUCUCUCCUACUCAGAACCCUCUGCUCUGUGGAGUUCUUGCCCUGUGGACUACAGGGCUAAAUGUGGAGAUCACCACAGGCCUUUUUCUAGUGUUUUAUUCUUUUGGACAGAGCUUUAGGUGGAACCCGGACUGAUGGCUGUUAAUAUUUUGCCUUCCUCCCUGGAGAAUUCUUGUUGCAGUUUCAUUCCCUCCCCUGCCCCCAUUGUGCAUGAGGAUGAGUGUGUAAAUAGCAAGAUAUGCCCGGCUUUCCUGGGGGCACAACGUCCCCUCCCCCACGGACAACGUCCCUGACACUAGCCCCACAGAUUUGGGGGUAGGGAGAGUUAAUGAAACGGACCGUUCUGAGAUAUGUUUACAAAGGCCCCUCUGUGGUUCUGUUGGUGACCUUUAGCUGCUGGCCAAGGGCGCCAUGUUUCCUCAUGCCAGACUUUAGAGCCCUGAUGAACGGCUGUGGGCUCAGACGGACACAGAUGGUCCCUGUUAGCGCAGGGGUGCACAAGCCCAUUUGUGGAUCUCUUUUGGUAACCGUAAAGGACUGGUGCUUGACGGCGUCUGCUUUACAGGAGGGGCACAGCUGUGCAUUGCAGAAACACGGCCCUGCAGGCUGAAGCUUGGGGGCAGGGCAGGCCCUUUGUGAGCGCAAGGAGCUGACGCUGAGGCUGCAUUGCUGAGAGAGGCGGCAGCGGGGAGGGGGAGGAGGGUGAAUUGGAAGACACCACUGUGCCUCCGGGAGUGGCUUUAGUUGAGUUUGUGCAUCCCAAAGGGGCACAAGCUGCUGCCUCAGUAGCGCUGGUACUUGACUAGGUAAAUUUCCAGCCACGUCACUUAGGAGAGCCACGUGGGAGCCAUGAGCUCUGAGAAGGGCUGCGCCACUCCUGGCUGCUCUCCUGCAGGCCCUGUUGGAAGAGGAAGGUGGGACAUGACGAGCCCUUCCUUUCAGCCUCAGCACUAAGUCCCACGGCAGAGCGGAGCGUCUCUGCCUAGGGCUUGGAGUUGUUCAUUUCAUUCCAGGAGAAACAUUAUUGGUUCUGUCCAGGGUUCAGCAAAGCGCAGAGAAGCCUGUGGACACCUGUUGCCUUGGGUGCACUUCCCAAAGGGGUUGUCUAAGGAGGCCACAAUGUUCUGACACAGUAACUCCUAGGCAGCCUUUCCCACUUCACUUUGCCCUUCCCAACUAAUCCAAUGGAUUUGGGGACUAACUGUGACUCGCUGUCUUAUUGAAAGGACAUGACUUUAAGAUGAUUAACAGUGCAAUUUAACUCCUUUUAACUCUGGACAAGAGAAGAAAGCAAUCUCUUCCCCUCCUCCUCCCCCAUUCUCCCAGUCUUGCCUGUGAAACCCUACCAUGUGUAUCUUGAACACUAAUCGCUUCGGAUUAUAUUUUAUUUUUCUCUUCUGAACUGUUUUGUAGAUGAUUUUGAUCUUUUCUAUGUUCACACCAUUCUGCUCUCACAGAUCUCUAUGGCUUAGCAUGUGACACUCAAUACACACACAAAUACCACAGGCUGCCUUUACAAAAUGCAAAAAUACAUGCAACAAAACAGUCACAAUCAAAGUAAAACAAAACAAAAAAACACAAAAAACCCAUCCCUUGGACUAUCUCUUUUCUGAGGUACUGUUUUAACUUUGUUGAUAACAUAUUGUGCCACUAUAUUAUACAUUUGUAUCUCAGUAUUACACAC
Molecule: messenger RNA, 5343 nt
Organism: Pelodiscus sinensis (Chinese soft-shelled turtle)
Lineage: Eukaryota; Metazoa; Chordata; Testudines; Trionychidae
Gene: ABL1
Product: ABL proto-oncogene 1, non-receptor tyrosine kinase
Biological process (GO): protein phosphorylation
Molecular function (GO): ATP binding; protein binding; non-membrane spanning protein tyrosine kinase activity
Source: RefSeq, a predicted model, not a curated record